Molecule: messenger RNA, 731 nt
Organism: Cydia pomonella (codling moth)
Lineage: Eukaryota; Metazoa; Arthropoda; Insecta; Lepidoptera; Tortricidae
Product: ashwin-like
Exons: 3
Coding region: 118-579 (153 amino acids)
Biological process (GO): embryonic morphogenesis
Cellular component (GO): tRNA-splicing ligase complex
Source: RefSeq, a predicted model, not a curated record
CGCGCUUCAAAUGUCAGCUGUCAUUAUCAGCUGAGGUUAUUUAAAAAGCUUCCAAAAUGAAUUUAGCCAAAAAUGUGUUUUAAUAAACUUUCCGAUGAUUUAUAAAACGUUUUGAAUAUGGCUGUUCCUUGUGAAAUGUUGCUACAUCCCGAAUUAUUAACCAACGAGCAAUUAAUAUACGUACUUCACGAGCGACAUUUGAGGGUCCCAAACCUUGAAAAUAUGGCAAGAGAUGAAUUGUUACACAUUUUUCAUCAGUAUUGUGUACCCCAUGGUCAAAGAAGAUAUAGAGACUCAGGAAGAGGAAAGGUGUUGAAUAAAGCACGACCCGUUAGUCCACCGGCACCCCAGAAAGUCUCUCUAAAUACAGCCUUUAACUCAAGAAAAUCUGUGUACUCAGAUCACUUUGAAAGAAUCAAACCACCGCCAGAUUUGUUAAGUGGGCAUAUGAAAAGGAUUAAAUUAGAAAAUAAGGAUAAAGAUGCUUAUUUAAAAAGGAAAAUGUCUAUAGACUCUGAUACACCUGCAACCGACAGUCCGCCGCCAAAAAAAGACAGGAAACCUAUAACAUGGCCCUAAAAACCGCCCAAUUAGAUACUUCUUUAAAUUAGAAACUAAGCUCUUUUAGUAUAAAAGCUCUAUAAAGGAUCAACACACCUGACACCCGCUAGCCUGAGUUGAGUUGUCGCGCGUGACUAAAUACAUAUAGCGUGGCUAGAAGUAUGGAUUAG